AUGGAUCCCGAGUCAACUCAGUUGCAGCAUUCUCAACUCGCGGCGAUUCUCGGCGCCGAUCCUUCACCGUUCGAGAGCCUGAUCUCACAGUUGAUGUCAUCUUCGAAUGAAGAACGUUCUCAGGCCGAAGCUCUCUUCAACCUGUGCAAACAAACCGAUCCCGAUGGUCUCGUUUUGAAGCUAGGUCAUCUUCUUCAUUCUUCGCCUCACCAAGAGGCCCGUGCUAUGUCCGCUAUUCUUCUCCGGAAGCAACUCACUCGCGAUGAUUCAUUUCUUUGGCCGCGUCUUUCGCCUCAAACUCAUUCUUCUCUUAAAUCGCUUCUUCUUUCUUCAAUUCAAACUGAAAACUCUAAAUCGAUUUCUAAGAAGCUUUGUGACACAAUCUCUGAACUUGCUUCUAGUAUUUUGCCUGAUAACGCUUGGCCUGAAUUGCUUCCUUUCAUGUUUCAUACAUCGUGUCUGUCUGGUUCCGCCGACCGAGAUAGGUUUCAGGACUUGCUGCCGGCUAUGAUGACAACUUUGACUGAGGCGCUUAAUUCCGGUCAGGAGGCCACCGCACAGGAGGCUCUUGAGUUGCUUAUUGAACUCGCUGGGACUGAACCUAGAUUUCUCCGGAGGCAGAUUGUUGAUGUUGUUGGGGCAAUGCUUCAAAUUGCAGAGGCAGAGUCCUUGGAGGAAGGAACUAGGCAUUUGGCUAUUGAGUUUGUGAUUACUCUUGCUGAAGCUAGGGAGCGUGCUCCUGGUAUGAUGAGGAAGAUGCCACAGUUUAUUAGCAGGUUGUUUGCUAUUCUUAUGAAGAUGCUUCUGGAUAUUGAAGAUGAUCCAGCUUGGCACACGGCGGAGACUGAAGAUGAGGAUGCGGGCGAAACUAGCAAUUAUAGUGUUGGACAAGAAUGUUUGGAUAGGUUAUCUAUAUCUUUGGGAGGAAAUACGAUCGUUCCUGUUGCCUCUGAACAAUUGCCUGCAUACUUGGCUGCACCCGAGUGGCAAAAACGCCAUGCUGCAUUGGUAGCUCUUGCUCAGAUAGCUGAAGGAUGCUCGAAGGUCAUGGUAAAAAAUUUGGAGCAAGUGGUGGCUAUGGUAUUGAACUCCUUUCCUGAUCAACAUCCCCGUGUGAGGUGGGCAGCCAUCAAUGCAAUUGGACAACUGUCUACUGAUUUGGGUCCUGAUUUGCAAGUUCAAUAUCAUCAGGGAGUGUUGCCAGCUCUAGCUGCUGCCAUGGAUGAUUUUCAGAACCCACGUGUUCAGGCUCAUGCUGCCUCAGCAGUACUCAACUUCAGCGAGAAUUGUACACCUGAUAUUUUAACGCCAUACUUGGAUGGAAUAGUUAGCAAAUUGCUUGUACUUCUUCAGAAUGGUAAACAAAUGGUGCAAGAGGGAGCCUUAACUGCUUUGGCAUCAGUUGCUGAUUCAUCUCAGGAACACUUUCAGAAGUACUAUGAUGCUGUAAUACCAUACCUGAAGGCUAUAUUGGUCAAUGCAACUGAUAAGUCUAACCGUAUGCUUCGCGCUAAGUCUAUGGAAUGUAUAAGUUUGGUUGGAAUGGCUGUCGGGAAGGAGAAGUUUAGGGCUGAUGCUAAGCAGGUUAUGGAAGUUCUUAUGUCCUUGCAAGUAUCUCAAAUGGAAACAGAUGAUCCGACAACAAGUUACAUGCUACAAGCAUGGGCUAGACUCUGCAAAUGUCUGGGACAAGAUUUCCUUCCUUAUAUGGAAUUUGUCAUGCCACCAUUGCUUCAGUCUGCUUCACUUAAGCCCGACGUAACCAUUACAUCCGCUGAUUCGGACAAUGAAAUAGACGAUUCUGAUGAUGAAAGCAUGGAGACUAUCACUCUUGGGGACAAAAGAAUUGGAAUCAAGACUAGUGUUCUAGAGGAGAAAGCUACAGCAUGUAACAUGCUUUGUUGCUAUGCUGAUGAGCUGAAAGAAGGAUUCUUUCCAUGGAUCGACCAGGUUGCAGGAACUUUGGUUCCACUCCUUAAAUUUUAUUUCCAUGAGGAGGUUAGAAAAGCUGCUGUUUCAGCAAUGCCAGAGCUGUUACGAUCUGCAAAGUUAGCUAUUGAGAAAGGACAAUCUCAAGGUCGGGAUGUGAGCUAUUUAAAGUUUCUGACUGACAGUAUCAUCCCAGCUUUGGUGGAAGCAUUGCACAAGGAACCUGACACCGAGAUUUGUGCAAGUAUGUUGGAUUCAUUAAAUGAGUGCCUACAGAUCUCUGGCAUGCUUUUGGAUGAGAAGCAGGUCAGGUCAAUUGUUGAUGAGGUAAAACAGGUGAUCACAGCCAGUUCAAGUAGGAAACGAGAGAGAUCAGAGAGGGCCCAAGCUGAAGAUUUUGAUGCCGAAGAGGGAGAGCUGAUUAAAGAGGAAAAUGAACAAGAGGAAGAAGUUUUUGACCAAGUGGGUGAGAUAUUGGGAACCUUGAUCAAAACCUUCAAAGCCUCCUUUUUGCCUUUCUUUGAAGAAUUGUCAUCUUAUUUGACACCUAUGUGGGGAAGGGACAAGACUCCUGAAGAGAGAAGGAUUGCAAUUUGCAUUUUUGACGAUGUUGCAGAGCAGUGCCGUGAAGCAGCUAUAAAGUAUUAUGACACGUAUCUCCCAUUCCUUUUGGAGGCAUGUAAUGAUGAGACUCCGGAUGUCAGACAGGCGGCGGUAUAUGGCCUUGGUGUUUGUGCGGAGUUUGGGGGUUCUGUGUUCAAACCUCUUGUUGGAGAGGCUCUAUCGAGGUUAAAUGCUGUGAUCCAGCAUCCUAAUGCUCUUCAUACAGAUAAUGUGAUGGCAUAUGACAAUGCGGUUUCGGCUCUGGGAAAAAUCUGCCAAUUUCACCGGGACAGUAUUGAUUCUGCCCAGGUUGUUCCAGCAUGGUUGAACUGUCUGCCAAUAAAAGGUGAUUUGAUUGAGGCCAAAGUUGUUCACGAUCAACUUUGUUCAAUGGCGGAAAGGUCUGAUGGUGAACUGUUAGGCCCAAACAAUCAACACCUUCCCAAAAUAGUCUCAGUGUUUGCAGAGGUUUUAUGUGCUGGUAAAGACCUUGCAACAGAACAAACAGCUGGCAGAAUGGUUAAUUUACUCAGACAGCUCCAGCAAACAUUACCACCUGCUACUCUUGCUUCCACUUGGUCAUCUUUGCAGCCGCAACAACAGAUUGCUUUACAAUCCAUCCUUUCUUCAUAG
Molecule: messenger RNA, 3165 nt
Organism: Vicia faba (fava bean)
Lineage: Eukaryota; Viridiplantae; Streptophyta; Magnoliopsida; Fabales; Fabaceae
Source: the annotation of a GenBank genome assembly